GGUUUGCCUCGGUGUGUGCGUGUCCGCCUCGGCCUGCCCUGCUGGACGCUGGCUGGGAAAGAUAGAGGCGGAGAGGGACUGGUGUAGGAGUGAAGAAGCUGUGAUACAGAUACCACCUCAAGGGAAUGUACAAGUUUAGGACCGAAAUCAACCACAAGACGCCGAGUCUUCGUGCCUAGAGACUCAACAUAUUACCCGGUUUCUCAUGGAAGCAGAUGGAUUUGUGAGGAGGCGUCGGAUGACAGCGGAGACAACAGGCGGUGAUCCCGGGGUUGCUGGUGCCUCAGCCGGGGCAGAAGUUCGAUGGCUGGGGGGCAGAUUCUGGGGAGUUUCGGAAAGUAUCGUGGGAAGCCUGACACCCCGGAUCGGAGGCGAGACAGAGCUACAGACUGUUGAUUUUAUCCGUAGUGCACAAGAUGCAGAAACAGAGGACUCUGAACCAGACUAUGAGGGCUUGCCACAGGGAGCUUCCACUAGCACCCACAUGUUGGCUGGAGCGGUGGCCGGGAUCAUGGAGCACUGCCUCAUGUUCCCCAUCGACUGUGUCAAGACACGAAUGCAGAGCCUCCAGCCCGACCCCGCAGCACGCUACAGAAACGUAAUGGAUGCUCUUCGCCGAAUUGUAGCCACAGAGGGAGUCUGGCGGCCAAUGAGAGGGCUCAAUGUGACAGCAGUUGGGGCGGGACCUGCCCAUGCCCUCUAUUUUGCCAGCUAUGAGAAACUAAAAAAGACUCUAAGUGAUGUCAUUCACCCAGGGGCUAACAGUCAUUUGGCUAAUGGAGCAGCUGGGUGUGUGGCCACACUGCUUCAUGAUGCAGCCAUGAACCCAGCUGAAGUUGUGAAGCAGCGCAUGCAGAUGUAUAAUUCACCAUACCGUGGCGUGUUGGACUGUGUACGCGCUAUAUGGCAGAAAGAGGGCCCUGCUGCGUUCUACCGCAGCUACACCACCCAGCUCACCAUGAACGUGCCCUUCCAGGCGCUCCACUUCAUGACCUACGAGUACCUUCAGGAGCUGCUCAACCCCCACAGACAGUACAAUCCUUCAUCCCACAUGUUGUCUGGAGCUUUGGCUGGAGCCAUCGCAGCUGCAGCCACCACACCUCUAGACGUCUGCAAGACCCUGCUCAACACCCAGGAGUCUCUAGCCCUCAGCUCCCUGCCUUCUGGCCAAGGCCAAGGAGCCCACAGACACAUCUCAGGCCUGGCCCAUGCCUUCCGGACAGUUUACAGGCUGGGCGGCCUCCAGGGCUUCUUCAAGGGAGUCCAGGCAAGGGUCAUCUACCAGAUGCCCUCCACAGCCAUCAGCUGGUCAGUGUAUGAGUUCUUCAAAUAUGGACUCACCAAGCACCAGCAUGACAAAAGGAGAGCGCAGCACAUGGAGGCUGAGAUGUAGAUAUCUCCUCAGUUUAAUCCCCUCUCAUACUGCUCUGCUCUCCAUGUGAGGAGAAGAUGAAGUUAAUACGCACAUAGAAUCUGACUAAAAUUCACCUCAGUUGUCCCAUCCCUUUCAGACAUAGCGGAUAAGAAAGACAUCUUCAAAGACAGCUGGAUUAGUUAUAUUUCUGCUACACUUUUUCAAGACUAGGUAUGGUUUGAGUUACGUCGUUUCUCUCUUCUGUGAGAAAGAAUUUAAACAGCACGAUAGAACUAGUUAAUCUGGAGAUGUUUUAAAACCAUUCUAGUGGCCACUACAUUUGUCCAAGCUUAGGAUAAAUGUGAAGAAUACGUAAUUUUUCACUUGGAAAGGUAGUCAGCAGAGGGCAGUAGUGUUUCUUUUUUAAUUCUCAUAAUUUUGCUGUCUUAGGACCAGAUUUUUUUUUUCACCCAUUCAAACUUUGAGCUUGCAAAUAAAGAUUAUAAUUCCAAAGCCCUCUCUAGAUUUAUGAACAGACCUUUAAAUAUAUAUAAAUAUAGCGCUCUCAUAACAGACAGUUCUCAGAGUAAUCCUAGACAAGACAAGUUUGUUUUGAUGUCUAGUUUGGCCUACACACAGGCAUUCAGUUCUUUAGCAAAAAUAUCUUAUUGCUUUGAUACAAGUCAAAAGUAUUUCAGCCGUUUAGAAUCAAAAGAAAAGCGACUUUAGAACAUUUUGUCAGUCAUCUUAACGCAAUCAUUUCCGGAUAUGGCCCUGUACCCAGAUACCCUUUGUGGAAAUUCAGUGGAAUCCUGCCAACAUGGUAACUGUAAUUGUCAAGAGCAAAAAGUAAGACCAGCUUUUAAAGCCUGAUUAAGUGAACUGUGUUAAAAAGCCAUUGAUCAGAUUUGGGGUUCCAUUUUUGAUUUGCUAUUGGCAGUUAAAGGAAUUACUGUAAUUAAUCAAAUAUUUUUUCAAAGGUCAGUGUUUAAGAUUGUUCCCUGUGAUGUAACUGACAAAAAUACCGUUUUCAGUCGCUCUAAAGUAUCUGAAGUGUGUGUUUAAUUUAUUUUCAAUUACAUUGACUCCUUGAAUUGUAUUUUAUUUCCAGCAAAUGUAUAACUUGAAACUUUACCUUUUUGUUUUCCCCAUUUCCCCAUGUGUUUAAUCAACCCUUGGAACAUACAAAUACUCACCAUUAAUGCCUUGUGUACCUGUUUGGCAGAGCAGACCACGGCAGCAUUAGUAUGGCCAUUUCUGUGCAUUAACUGUAGCUAUGAGCCUGUCUUCAGCCUGUGAACUACUGAGUUUCAAUAUCUGUGCUCAACAGCAAAGGUUAUGUACAUUGCACUGUGCCCAAAAGAAUUUAACUCGAAAGAAGUUCAGUAUCCCAUAAAAUAUGUAUCUGCACCCCCAUGGAGUAUACAUAAAUGAAAGCUGUCAUUCUUAUCGAUUGAUGUCUGAUUGUUUCUGACACUGAAUUGCACUCGUUGAAUAAAGACUGAGCAGCGGGGCACUACUCACUGCUCAUAAAUGA
Molecule: messenger RNA, 2891 nt
Organism: Seriola aureovittata
Lineage: Eukaryota; Metazoa; Chordata; Actinopteri; Carangiformes; Carangidae
Gene: slc25a28
Product: solute carrier family 25 member 28
Exons: 4
Coding region: 206-1393 (395 amino acids)
Biological process (GO): iron import into the mitochondrion
Cellular component (GO): mitochondrial membrane
Molecular function (GO): ferrous iron transmembrane transporter activity
Source: RefSeq, a predicted model, not a curated record